Molecule: messenger RNA, 1699 nt
Organism: Jatropha curcas
Lineage: Eukaryota; Viridiplantae; Streptophyta; Magnoliopsida; Malpighiales; Euphorbiaceae
Gene: HPR
Product: hydroxypyruvate reductase
Cellular component (GO): cytosol
Molecular function (GO): hydroxypyruvate reductase (NADH) activity; NAD binding; glyoxylate reductase (NADPH) activity
Source: RefSeq, a predicted model, not a curated record
AUUGAAGGUCCAAAAGCCAACCAUUAAAAACCACCACAAAACAUCCCUGCGCUAUCUAAACAAACUACAUCCAGUGGUCAACCAAACCAUCAUAAUAAUUUAAGUCCUUGAAUAGAAGCCAACCAGUAGAUGUCAAAGUCAACAAUCUAAAUCUGAUUUGCAAAAGAGUACAGAUAUAAUUUGCGCACCACCACAGCAUAUCUAUACCACAGUCCGUUUCCUGGACUACCAGAAAUUUAAAAAACGUCUCACACUUUUUCUUUUUGCUUGGUUUACACUGGCAUUCUUGUUUCAACUCUCUGUGGCUUGAACUUGCCAUGGCAAAACCAGUUUCAAUUGAAGUAUGGAACCCAAGUGGGAAAUACAGAGUUGUGAGCACAAAAUCCAUGCCUGGAACUCGUUGGAUCAACCUCUUAAUUGAGCAAGAUUGCAGAGUUGAGAUAUGCACAGAGAAGAAAACAAUAUUGUCUGUUGAGGAUAUUAUUGCUUUAAUUGGAGAUAAGUGCGAUGGGGUAAUUGGCCAGUUGACAGAAGAUUGGGGAGAGACUUUGUUUGCAGCUUUAAGCAAAGCUGGAGGGAAGGCUUUUAGUAACAUGGCUGUUGGAUACAACAAUGUUGAUGUUAAUGCUGCUAAUAAGUAUGGUGUUGCUGUUGGAAAUACUCCCGGAGUUCUUACAGAGACAACAGCUGAGUUGGCAGCUUCACUUUCUUUAUCAGCAGCUAGAAGAAUAGUUGAAGCUGACGAGUUUAUGAGGGCAGGCUUAUAUGAUGGAUGGCUUCCUCAUUUGUUUGUCGGGAAUUUGCUCAAAGGACAGACUGUUGGUGUCAUUGGAGCUGGUCGUAUUGGAUCUGCUUAUGCCAGAAUGAUGGUUGAGGGGUUCAAAAUGAAUCUAAUUUACUAUGAUCUUUACCAAGCCACACGGCUAGAGAAGUUCGUUACGGCUUAUGGUGCAUUCUUACAAGCCAAUGGGGAAAAGCCGGUUACUUGGAAAAGGGCAGCCAGCAUGGAUGAAGUGCUUCGCGAGGCAGAUGUGAUAAGUCUUCACCCGAUCUUGGACAAAACAACUUAUCACUUGAUCAACAAAGAAAGGCUUGCAACAAUGAAGAAGGAAGCAAUCCUCAUAAACUGUAGCAGGGGUCCGGUGAUUGAUGAAGUGGCUCUUGUGGAACAUUUGAAACAAAAUCCUAUGUUUCGAGUUGGUCUUGACGUCUUCGAGGAUGAACCAUACAUGAAACCUGGACUUGCUGAAAUGAAGAAUGCCAUUGUAGUACCUCAUAUUGCUUCUGCUUCAAAGUGGACUCGCGAAGGAAUGGCGACUCUAGCAGCUCUGAAUGUACUGGGAAAGAUUAAAGGAUAUCCGGUCUGGGGCGAUCCAAAUCGAGUAGAGCCAUUCCUGAAUGAGAAUGCUCCUCCUCCGGCUGCAAGUCCGAGUAUUGUCAAUGCAAAAUCCUUGGGUUUACCAGUUUCAAAACUAUAAAGAUUGGAAGGCUGCAGAUAUCACUAAAGGGCCUUGUUAGAUUUCACUUAUCAGAAGCAGUAACAAUCUAUGUAGUUUUACUACAAGGAGUAAUAUUAGCACUGUAAUCUUGUUUUACCAUGUUGCAAUAACUGCCUUCAAAAUUCUUGAAUAUAAGAGCUUGUGUUGUGACGCUACUGUAUACUUUAGCAACUUCAUUAACUGGAUAAAAUUACAAACAA